AUGGCUGGCUCCAGGGCCAGGGCAAGAACUAGAAGACGGGAUGGACUCCAGGGUCAUUCCCAAGCCAGAGCCCAGGCUAAGACCCAGGCCAAGACAGUGGCUGUGGCAAAACUCAAAACAGAAUCAGUGACUCAGGCCAAGGCUGGGGAUGGAGCAGUGUCUAAGACACAGAGAAUCGCACAAACUGAGACUGUGGCUGUGACAAAGGAAGUGAGCAAAAUGAAAGGUAUGAGUAAGGCCAAAGUCAUAGCUGAGACUCAUACAAAAACAGUGACACAACCCAGAGUAGUGCCCCAAAUAAAGCCAAAGGCUAUGCCUAGCUCCAGUAUCGGUGCCAUUACUCAAUCUAAAAUCAAGACUGAUGCUGGAAAUGAGGUCAAUAUUAGUUCAUGUGUGAAAGCUGCUGACAUGGCCAGUAUUGAAUCCAGACCCCAGAUAAGGGAAGAGGCAAGUAUUAAAUUCAGGGCUGAUAACAAAGCUAACCUUAGAGUCAAGUCCAAUGAUAAGGAUGAAGAAAAUGUCUGUUCCUGGUUAUGGACUGAAAAAGAAUCUAGUAUAGGGUCCAGGUUCUGGUCUGAAGAAGAGGCCCCUCCUCAAGUUUAUAAUCCCCCACCAACGAUCAACGACAAGCCUGAGCUCACACCCCGAAGUGAACUUACUAUAAGACAAAAGGCAGCAACAACAUGGUUAAGGGCCAGAUAUAGUGUCUUAGUCCCAAUCAAUGUCAGAGAGCUAUUCUUGCCUCCAGAAAGGAAUUGGAUCCUAAUUGAAACCUUGAUUGAAACUCCUCUUGGGAUAAAGCUUCUGACCAAGAUCUCACCCUAUAGUGGGCCUUACUUCCAAACCUUAGCUGAAAUAAAACAUCAUAUUAGGUAUGGGGAAACGUAUGGGCCCAAUCCAAAGAACUGCCACUGCAAAACAUAUAGCUUUAAUUUGGAGCCUAAAGAGUUUGAUAGACUCAUUGCUUUACUUAAGUUUACUAAGGAUCCUUUCAUUCAUGAGAUUGCUACAAUGGUAAUGGGUGUCAGUCCUGCUUAACCAUUUACGCAAGACAUAAUUCAUGAUAUAGGUAUUAAUGUUAUGGUUGAAAACUUGAUCACUAAUCCUAAUGUUAAAGAACACCCUAGAAUUCUAAAUAUGUCAGAUGACAGCUCUGAGUCUUCUGAAGUAUCACAAAUGAGAGCUUCAUAUGUAAAUCAAAUUUGUAAGGAUAUAAUCUCUUAUCCUUUGAACUCCAUUGUACAGCUUUCUGGACUAAAAGUGUAAGUGAGCCUGAGUUUGAAAUUUUCAGAUCACUAUACGAUCAUCAAAUACAUUCCCGAUAUCCUUUAAUUGUUGAACAAUGGAAAUGCUAGGACAAAAUUUUUUAUUUUGAAAGUGUUUUCUUAUUUAUCUAAAAAUCAAGCCAAUCUCAGAGAAUUGAUCAGUGCUGAAGUACUGUCCUCUUUGGUUGCACUUUUCAAUAAGAAUGAGUCAAAGUUCAGUAUUCUUGCUAUCGUUGAGACAUUUGAGAAUAUAAAUUACCAGUUCAAACAGGGAGUAAAGCUCUUUACCAAGGAUCAGUUCACUAAGGAUGAACUUAUUUCCAUAUUUCAGGAAGCAAAAGAGUUUUCUCAGAAACUCCAAGACUUAGCAGAGCACAAUGAUCCUGAAGUGAGAGAUAAAAUUGCACAAUUAAUACUCAAACUCUGA
This is a messenger RNA of Echinops telfairi (small Madagascar hedgehog), 1692 nucleotides long. It is a transcript of the gene ARMCX5, whose product is annotated as armadillo repeat containing X-linked 5. The transcript has a single exon. NCBI's taxonomy places the organism in Eukaryota, Metazoa, Chordata, Mammalia, Afrosoricida, Tenrecidae. The record is from RefSeq and is a predicted model, not a curated record.